UUUUUUAAUAAUCUCAAUAGUUCUUCUAAAAUAAAUACAUAUUGCUUUAUUAAUAAAGGAAUAAUAGAAAUUAAUAGGAUACUUACAUGUAAAAGAGAUUCUUGUUAAAUAAUUGAACAAGAUAAAACCUUCAAUUUAACUAUUAUUGAUGAAAUAUGUGAAUGAUGAUUUCAGAAAAAAAAAAGAGAUAAAACAAAAUAAGAAAAGACCUAAUAACUAUUUUAUUUUUAAAAUAUUAAAAAAAUUAAUCUAUAGUACCAGUUAAUAAGAAAAAAUAAAUAAAUGAAAUUCUAUAAAAAUAUUAAUGGACAAGAUUAGUUUUAUAUAAUCUAAUGUUAAAUAGUUGAUUAAGGCAUUGUAACUACAAUACCUUGAAGUCACCCUAGAAUUCACCUAUUGUGCCGCUCAUUCUUGCACUGAUCUCUCUCUUUCUCUCUCUCUCUCUCCCUCUCCUAAGUCUUAUUAACUCCCGCCAUCUACGGCUAUGUUUGAACCUUUCCACCAUACAAAUCCAUUUUGAGACCUAAAAUCUUGAAAGAUACGGGCAUAUGUAUGAAUAUGUUGCUAUGAUCGAUUGAUAUCGGGUAAAGAGACUAGUCAGUAGUGAGGAAAAAUGGAGAAGUACUUGAAAGAGAACUUUGACGUGGAGGGAAAGAGACCAUCUGAAGAAGCAUUAAGGCGAUGGAGAUCUGCUGUUUCAAUAGUCAAGAACCCUCGUCGAAGGUUUCGUAUGGUUGCAGAUCUUGCAAAGCGUGCUGAAGCCGAAAGAAAACGUGUAAAGCUUCAGGAGAAGAUACGAGUAGCACUGUACGUGCAAAAGGCAGCAUUGCAUUUCAUAGAUGCUGUUAACCGAAAUGACUACAAGCUCACAGAUUAUGUAAGGCAAGCUGGUUUUGAGGUUGAACCUGAUCAUCUAGCUUCCAUUGUUCGAAUCCAUGAUUCCAAAGGCUUGAAAACUCACGGAGGAGUUGAAGGAUUGGCUAGAGAAGUUGCUGUCUCUUUAACUGAUGGAAUUGUGCCAAGUGAUGUUUCUCUUAGGCAAAAGAUAUUUGGCCUUAAUCAAUAUGCUGAGAAACCGUCUAGAUCUUUCUGGAUGUUUGUUUGGGAAGCUCUACAUGACCUAACUCUAAUCGUCCUCAUCGUGUGUGCUGUGAUCUCCAUAGGCGUUGGUAUUGCCACAGAAGGCUGGCCAAAAGGAAUGUAUGAUGGGCUAGGAAUAGUACUUUGCAUUCUCCUGGUAGUGAUAGUCACCGCAAGUAGUGAUUAUAAGCAGUCCUUGCAAUUUAAGGUCUUGGAUAAGGAGAAGAAAAAUGUGCUUGUUCAGGUUACUAGAGAAGGCUGCAGGCAGAAGGUUUCAAUUUAUGAUUUGGUAGUUGGUGAUAUUGUUCAUUUCUCUAUUGGAGAUAUAGUUCCUGCAGAUGGUGUUCUUAUAUCAGGACAUAGCUUAUGCAUGGAUGAAUCAAGUUUGUCAGGGGAGAGUGAACCUGUGGAUGUGAGUAAGGACAGGCCUUUUCUGCUAUCAGGAACCAAAGUGCAGAAUGGAUCUGGUAAAAUGCUGGUGACAGCAGUUGGUAUGAGGACUGAAUGGGGUAGAUUGAUGGUUACCUUGAGCGAAACCGGGGAAGAUGAAACGCCAUUGCAAGUGAAGCUUAAUGGAGUGGCGACAAUUAUCGGGAAAAUAGGUUUAGCUUUUGCAGUAACAACAUUUUUGGUUAUGAUGGGAAGGUUUCUAUUAGCGAAGGCACGCCAUCAUGAGAUUACAGAAUGGUCUGCUAGUGAUGCAAUGCAGGUCUUAAAUUUCUUUGCUGUUGCAGUGACUAUAAUUGUUGUUGCAGUCCCUGAAGGGCUUCCUUUGGCAGUAACACUGAGUCUUGCAUUUGCAAUGAAGAAAUUAAUGAACGACAGAGCACUGGUAAGGCAUCUCUCUGCAUGUGAAACAAUGGGUUCCGCAAGUUGCAUUUGUACAGAUAAAACUGGAACGUUGACUACAAAUCAUAUGGUGGUUAAUAAAAUAUGGAUAUGCGAUGAGACGAAAUCAAUAGGAAGCAAUGAAUAUCAAGAUGUUUUGUUCUCUAUGAACAAAGUUGUGCAAGAUAUCCUUUUGCAGUCUAUAUUUCAGAAUACUGCCUCAGAGGUAGCCAAAGGAAAAGAUGGAAAGACUAACAUCUUGGGGACGCCAACAGAGACAGCAAUAUUAGAGUUUGGAUUGCAAUUGGGUGGUGAUUUUAAAGUUCAUCGCAAAGAUUCUGAUAUAGUGAAGGUUGAACCAUUCAAUUCAGACAAGAAAAAGAUGUCUGUGCUUGUUUCUCUACCUAACAAUCGUGGGUUUCGAGCAUUCUCCAAAGGCGCAUCAGAAAUAAUCCUAAGAAUGUGUGACAAGUUGGUGGGUAAAGAUGGGGAGACCAUAACACUUUCCGAAGUGCAAAGAAACAAAAUCACUGAUUUUAUUAAUGAUUUUGCUUGUCAAGCUCUGCGAACUUUAUGCUUGGCUUACAAAGAUAUAGAAAACCUUUCUAAUAAGGAUGCUAUUCCUGAAGAUAACUAUACACUAAUAGCUGUUAUUGGAAUUAAAGAUCCUGUAAGACCCGGGGUAAAGGAGGCUGUCAAGACUUGUUUAGCUGCUGGUAUUACUGUGCGUAUGGUCACCGGUGACAACAUCAAUACUGCAAAAGCCAUAGCUAGAGAAUGUGGAAUUUUGACAGGUAAUGGUGUGGCAAUUGAGGGGCCAGAUUUUCGUAAUAAAAGCACUCAGGAGAUGGAGGAGAUCAUACCAAAACUUCAGGUAAUGGCUCGCUCCUCGCCCUCAGAUAAGCAUAAACUGGUUACCCAAUUGAGGAAUGUCUUUAAAGAAGUUGUGGCAGUAACUGGUGAUGGGACUAAUGAUGCUCCUGCCUUGGCUGAGGCAGACAUUGGGCUUGCCAUGGGCAUAGCAGGAACAGAGGUUGCAAAAGAAAGCGCUGAUGUUAUCGUAAUGGAUGACAACUUUACUACUAUAGUGAAUGUGGCAAGAUGGGGCAGAUCAGUUUAUAUAAACAUCCAGAAGUUCGUACAGUUUCAGUUAACAGUCAAUGUUGUUGCCCUAAUGAUCAAUUUCAUUUCAGCAUGUGCCUCAGGCGAUGCUCCACUUACUACCGUUCAACUGCUCUGGGUAAACUUGAUAAUGGACACUCUUGGUGCUCUAGCAUUAGCCACAGAGCCUCCUCAUGAUGGACUCAUGAAAAGACCUCCAAUAGGCAGGAAUAGAAAUUUUAUCACCAAGAUCAUGUGGAGGAAUAUUAUUGGGCAGAGCAUAUAUCAGAUCGUUGUCCUUGUGCUGUUCCAGUUUUACGGGAAACAGCUUCUCAAGCUUACUGGUUCAGAUGCUACAGAUGUCCUUAACACUUUCAUAUUCAAUACCUUUGUCUUUUGCCAGGUGUUCAAUGAGAUAAAUAGCCGAGACAUGGAGAAGAUAAAUGUUUUCUGGAGAGUCUUCGAUAGCUGGGUUUUCCUGGGAGUGAUGUUCUCCACAGUAGCUUUCCAAAUUGUAAUAGUUGAACUCCUCGGCGCAUUUGCUGACACUGUUCCUCUAAGCUGGGGGUUAUGGAUGGCCAGUGUCUUAAUUGGAGCUGCAAGCUUAGUUGUUGCUUGUGUGUUGAAGUGUAUUCCUGUUGAAAUAAGUGAAGGCCAGGAAGUUGGCAAGCAUCAUGAUGGUUAUGAACCCCUUCCCUACGGUCCAGAUCAGGCAUAAUUAAAAUAUAUUACAUGGGCUUGAGUAAAUUUUAGUGGCAGCUUGCAAUGAAAUCAUGUAAAAAAGAAUUAUUCUUGAAGCUUGAAAUGAUAUCAUGCCAAGUGAAUUAUUCCUGAGGCUUGGAAUGAUAUCGGCAGUAUCUGAAGCUGUCCUACGAAAGCAUGACUACCACAUAGUCAACUAUUCUUUGAGAUUCUUUGUUUAUUUUUUCUUUUUUAUAAUUGAACAACAAAUGAAAUUCAUUAUAGAAUAUUCUUGGAAUAGGAGAACGGGGUUGGGUCUUUUCUUUGUAGAUUGUUCUGUACCUCUCACAUUGGUGCAAAAAUUGCAAAUUUUCUUUAUUUU
Molecule: messenger RNA, 4072 nt
Organism: Ricinus communis (castor bean)
Lineage: Eukaryota; Viridiplantae; Streptophyta; Magnoliopsida; Malpighiales; Euphorbiaceae
Product: calcium-transporting ATPase 4, plasma membrane-type
Exons: 7
Coding region: 614-3727 (1037 amino acids)
Biological process (GO): calcium ion transmembrane transport
Cellular component (GO): intracellular membrane-bounded organelle; membrane
Molecular function (GO): calmodulin binding; ATP hydrolysis activity; P-type calcium transporter activity
Source: RefSeq, a predicted model, not a curated record